AUGGCGAGCCCACGAACAACCAUUAUUCUUUCCAUCCCAUUUAUGGUGAUUGGGUUUCUGCUGACCCGCGCGCCCUACCUGAUGACGUCCGUACCGCCCUCCAGGCCCUGGGCCGACGGGCCGAUGAAGCUCGUUACGACUCCGCAGUUUCUAACCAAGAAGACCGAUAUCUUCACCUCGGGAGCGACGCACAUGGCGUUGCUGCACAACUCCAUCCUGCGCGGGUACAACUCCAUCUACCACCAAGCGCCGCUCGUCGCCGACGAAGACAAGGCCGACUUUGUUGGUUACUCGCUUGCCUGGUACCGCUUCGUCAAGUCCCACCACGAUGACGAGGAGGACACGCUGUUCACCAAGAUCGAGGACCUGCUGAAGGACAAGGCCGUGUUUGAGGAAACGCACAAGGAGCAUGACGCGUUUCUCGCCGGCCUUGCCGACUUUGAGAAGUAUCUUGCUGGGCUCAAGACUCCGGCCGACUUCUCCAGCGACGAGCUGCUGCGCAUCAUGGGGACGUUCCAGCAGCCCUUCGAGAGCCACUUCCACAGCGAGAUCGGCACCAUCGCCAAGCUCUCGGAGCACCCCAACGCGCCCAAGGAGGGCACGCCCGAGAACGCUGCGGCGGCCGCGACCUUCAAGGCGUGGGGCAAGGCAACGGUCACCAAGGCGGGCGUCACCGACGUGGUUCCCUUCUUCCUGCUCAACCUCGACCGCACCGCCGAGGACGGCCUGUGGGCCAACUGGCCGCCGAUGCCAGCCCCUAUCAGGUGGGUGCUGAUCAACAUCGCCGGCGCGCUGCACUCUGGCUGGUGGAAGUUUACUUCUUGUGACGCUGCCGGCCAGCCCAAGGAGCUGUGGGCGUUCCGGGUCGCCGACAUCAAGGCGCAGCGGGAGGAAGCGGCGAAAGCUUGA
Messenger RNA from Lasiosphaeria miniovina, 909 nucleotides. RefSeq lists its product as uncharacterized. The transcript has 3 exons. The record is from RefSeq and is a predicted model, not a curated record. NCBI's taxonomy places the organism in Eukaryota, Fungi, Ascomycota, Sordariomycetes, Sordariales, Lasiosphaeriaceae. The coding region runs from base 1 to 909 and encodes 302 amino acids.